ACCAAUAAACUGUGGCCUCAGAGAGAGCCUUCUCAAGAACCCGUCUUCACACACCAAAGUCCAAACCAUGGCCACUGUUCCCCAAUCAUCAUGGCUUUGUUCUCUCAGGCCCAUCAAAGGCGGUGGCUCUUCAACAUCAGGAAAUCCCAGACACUGCACAUUCAAGACGCUCAAAGUCUCAUCAUCUUCCAAUGCCGAAUCUUCGUCACCCAAUUCGUCAAACUCCCCAGAAAAUUAUCCGGAAGACGAACCAGCCGAGACCGACCCCGUGAAGAUUGCAUUAGCGAAAGCUAAGGCGUAUAAGAAAUCGAAACCGACUUCCAGAGUUGAUCAAAACGCAGUUCCAGAGACAGCUGAAAUAGCGAAUCGAAUUGAUGGUUCGUCUUCUGAAGGUGGGAAUGGUGGAAAUCAGGAACUCCCAGUUGCUGUUAAACUUGCAAUGGAGAAAGCAAAAGAGUAUAAGAAGAACAAAGGUAUUAUGGGUGGCACUAAAAGUGUGGAGAGGACUGAAACAAUUUCAGGAUUGAACGGAGGGAAUGGGGGGAAUUCAGGAAAUGAAUUUGGUGAGAAGAGGGUUGUUAAGAAGGAAGAACCAAAGAUUUCAAGCAUUGAUUUUAUGGGGCUUGGCUUCUCGGAUAAGAAGCAGAGCAGGGGACUUCCAGCUGGGUUGGUUCCAGUAGCAGACCCUUUUUCAGUAGGAGACUUGCCUGAGGUGGAGAUCAUUGUUGGUGACACUAGCAAGUUCGACGAUGCAACGGUGUCAGAGCCAAAGCCAACACAGGAAGACAACUCAGAUCUAUACAAGCCCAAGGUUUCUACAUGGGGAGUUUUCCCCAGACCUAGCAACAUUUCCAAAUCGUAUGGUGGUGGAAGAGUCAUUUGUCCUGGGGAAGUGCUUGAAAAAGCAGAAGAUAAAGCUGCCAAAGAUGAACGUACAAGGAAAUUAGUUGCUGCCUACAAAAGCCAAAUUGGCUUGAAUAUUGAUCCAAAACUAAAAACUGAAUGUGAGAAGGCAAUGAAGGAUGGUGAUUAUCUGAUGGAUCUUGGAAAGCUUAAGGAAGCAUUACCCUACUAUGAGGAAGUUAUGGCUAAGUUGCCGUUUAAGAGUGAAAUUCACGGGUUAGCUGCUUUGCAGUGGUCUAUUUGUCAAGACUCACUCAGUAGGGCCAACGAGGCUCAAGUUAUGUAUGAGAGGCUUCAGUCUCAUCCAAAUGUUAAAGUGAGCAAGAAAGCAAGACAAUUCAUGUUUGGAUUCCAGGCCAUGGAAAUGAUGAAGGUGAGGGACUCGUAUCUUUCUCCAUUGAAGAUGGGUUACCAAAACUUUUUUGAAGCUUUUCUUGAAGAUAAAUCCAACUACCCUUUGAAAGAGCCUGAGGUUAAAGAAGGUGAACUGGAUCAAGCCCUUCCAUAUAUCAUAUUUCUCGCUUCUCCCAUUCUUAUUAUACUACUUAUUGCUGUGCGAAAAGGGAUAUAAUUUGGAGAUAUAACACUUCCAUCAACAGGCUGUGCCCUCCAAAAUGUACAUUAAUAGUUUUCUUGUCGUGAUAAUAUCGAUCAAGUGGUAGAUUGAGUAGAUGAAAGAUUCUCCAUUAAUUAUUAUUUUUGUUGGUAAUUAAAGAAAAAAUAUUCUCCAUUAAUUAUUAA
Cornus florida is the source of this 1644-nucleotide messenger RNA. RefSeq lists its product as uncharacterized. NCBI's taxonomy places the organism in Eukaryota, Viridiplantae, Streptophyta, Magnoliopsida, Cornales, Cornaceae. The coding region runs from base 68 to 1474 and encodes 468 amino acids. The record is from RefSeq and is a predicted model, not a curated record. The transcript is spliced from 7 exons.